Messenger RNA from Synchytrium microbalum, 4875 nucleotides. RefSeq lists its product as uncharacterized. The record is from RefSeq and is a predicted model, not a curated record. Gene Ontology annotation, molecular function: mRNA binding; helicase activity. NCBI's taxonomy places the organism in Eukaryota, Fungi, Chytridiomycota, Chytridiomycetes, Synchytriales, Synchytriaceae. Gene Ontology annotation, biological process: mRNA splicing, via spliceosome. The transcript is spliced from 7 exons. The coding region runs from base 1 to 4875 and encodes 1624 amino acids. Gene Ontology annotation, cellular component: catalytic step 2 spliceosome.
AUGACCAAACGAAGUAGGGAUGCCGCGGCCGAGGAUUUAGGAUUUUUCUCGAGUAUUGAAGCCGAUAUAGAGCCUGAAGCCGCCCCGUUGAUGGAUGAUGCACCCAUAGAACCAGAAACAAACACGAAAAGUGCAGAACAGGAAGUAAAAGGAACCGGUAGUAAUCAGAAGCCAUCUAAUAAUGAGCCUACAACUCGACCAACUAGUAAAUCACGUACGAAGGAGUCAUCCAGUGGCAUCUAUGCUCCAUCGUUUGCAGAAGCAAGUCAAGACCCAUUAUCACAUUUAGCAAAGAGAUAUUGGAGCAUUCCCGACUUGGUAUCGCGCCCAUCUAUACCUGUAGCAUCAACUGCAGAUGAUGGCGCUGAAGAACCGACUGGUAAAAAGGUAAAGGCCAAAAAGGCUGCCAAGAAAAAAGCAGCUGCUGCUGAAGCAGAGAGCACUGCUGAACCAACCAGUAAAUGGAAUCCAGAUGUCAUCAAACAGAUAUGGACUGAUCUUGUCAAGAGUGGAUUUUCAAGAUCGAAAAUCAUGUUGCUCGAGUACCUCCAAACUCUUGAAAAUUACUUAUGGCCACAUUUCAAUCCCGAAGAAUCAACUCUGGAACACGUAUUAUGUCUAGUCAUCAACAUUAACGAAAAGUUUCGUGAAAAGCAGUUCUCUGUCUGGUCUUCCUUCUUGACAACUCCAGAUACCGAUAGUGUCAAGUUUGCCGCAUUCUUCAAGAGAGUCAUUCAGUUACUGUUGACUCCUCUUGAUCUCAACUCGUAUACAUAUACAUACCACACGACAGCGACAAAGAACAUAGAGCUAGAUUUACAGAUACGUAGAUUCUUGCUGGUGUUUAUGAUUCAUUCAUUUGCUAGUUUGGAGACUAGUAUAGUCAGAUCUGAAUGUCUUAAACUUGCUGGUGUGUCAACGUGGAGCUGUCUUGUUGACGAAGAUGCGAGAGAAUCCAUAUUUAAAAAGGCUGUGUCAACACGUAAAUUAUGGAAUCGAGCCGAAAAGAAGCAUCAAUUAGCAACUAGUGCUGCCAAAACGGAGCUGGAGGUGGAACGUAGUGUGAUUUCAGAACUCAUAAAACAGUACUAUAUAAUAUUGGCCAGUAUACCUGAAUCAGGUCCAGCACCAUCACAUUCCAUUGCAUAUUGUGAACGCUUCCUGGAGUUCCUGACUGAUAUCGAGUCACAGCUACCAACACGACGAUAUCUAAACACGCUGCUGCGUGAUCAUUUGGUAGUCGCCAUGUCAUCAACCUCGAACCUGGCUAAACGCGGUCGUCUACAUAUUCAGCAUCAUCAGGAUAUGUCCUUAUCGCUACCCGACGACUGGAAUGCCAAAGAUGUAGAUUCAGGCGCAUUGUUUGCACUCAUGGUAGACCGACUUGCAUUCUACGUUAGCUUUGAGAUUGACGAGUUGACUAGCAUGCCAUUGUCCGAAACUGAAAUCACACAUGCACAUUAUGAACGUAUACAAACGUUUCAGAAACUGGCAUUUACGGAAUUUAAAGAUACGUUGGAAGAAUUCGCUCUUGAGAAUGUAGCUAGCAUUGACUCUGCCCAGGCUCUUGCAUAUCAUCUUGGAUUGCUAAGUCAUGAUGAUUUGAGGAAAUUGUGCCAAAUGCUGGGAGUCCGAACUGAAAGGUUUUGGGCUGGUGGUAGCGCUGAUGAUGAGGGUGUUAUGGCUGAUGUAGCAGGGUACUUUGAUAAAGAGUUUUUGAUUAGUGUGUUGGUCUCAAACUAUGAGAGGAAGGAAUCUCAGAUUGAAAAGAUUAACGCUACGUCGUUGUAUCCCGAUGAGAAUAUAUUAUUUGAUGAUUCAGCCAUACCAGACCCCAUGUCAUUCACCAACACCCAUUGUCUGGCUAUACCGAAACUCAACCUACAAUUCUUGACGUUGCAUGAUUAUCUUUUACGCAACUUUGAAUUGUUUCGUCUCGAGUCUACGUAUGAAAUUCGACAGGAUAUUCAAGAUGUUAUUAAAAGGAUGAAUCCUGGUUACAGCUCUGAUGUGUUGACUCCGGAUCAUGCUGUUAUCAAAGGUUGGGCACGGAUGGGUAUCCCUGUAAGCUCGGUUCAAAUUGUUGAAAUCGGACCACCACGAUUGGGAGAGAAGAAGCCUAGUUUUGUACAGGCUGAUGUGACCUUCAACGUCACGCGAUUCAAUGAAUCCUUGAAACGAGAAUGGGAUUCUCUCAAUCCCCAUGAUAUAGUAUUUCUCGUCGCUCUUCGUAUGGAGCCAGCUCUUAAUCAACAUGCUGAUCAUGAUGAUGAAGCUUCUGGUGCUCACUUUAGACGUAAAUAUGGAAUCCAAUACAUUCGAGGUGCAGAAGUAAUCCACUAUAUAGGAAGAGACAACAAGGAGGAUUUCGUCAAGAUUGACGUCCCCUUGAGUGAGCUCCAAGCCGUGACCAAACGCCCAAACAUGACUAAGUACCCUAGUCAUGACAAACGACCCAGCAACGAACGAAUUUUACGAGUAGCACUCGACACAAACCAAUAUUUUUCCGAUAUGAAGACGAAGGAAGAUGCAUAUGAUAAUUUCAAUAUCUUGAUUCGACGAAGGCCCAAAGAAAACAAUUUCAAAUCUGUAUUAGAAACCAUUCGAGAUUUGAUGCAGUCGGAAUUAGUGGUGCCUGAUUGGUUGCAAGAUGUGUUUUUAGGAUAUGGAGAUCCUAGCAGUGCACAUUAUUCCAAAGUGGUGGUUAAAUCUGCUACGGAGGAAGGUGGUGCUGUGGAAUUGACCAAGGAUUGGAGAGAUACGUUUUUAAGUUGGGAGCAUCUUGUUGAGAGUUUUCCUUCAAAGAGCGUGACCUCUCUGAAUGGUGAUAAACCUGAACCACCAUAUGUUGUUACAUUCCCACCAUCCAUGUUUGCUACCGAUGCUCCAGCAGGCAUGACUUCAGGGGUAAAACGUAAAUUGCAUGGGGAAGUGGUGGAAAGUAAUGAAGAGUCACUCGUAGUACGCACAUAUACGCCACUGAAUAUGGGUCCAUACCCUGAAGACGUGCCGAAGAAGAAUAUCAUCAGAUUCACACCCAUGCAAGUCGAAGCCAUCCAUUCUGGAAUGUCUAACGGACUGACUGUCGUAGUUGGACCACCAGGAACUGGAAAGACUGACGUUGCUGUCCAAGUUAUUGCCAAUAUCUAUCACAACCAUCCCGAACAACAUACUCUUAUCGUCACCCACUCAAAUCAAGCAUUAAAUCAGCUUUUCGAAAAGAUUAUGGCGCUUGAUAUAGAUCCUCGGCACUUGUUGAGGUUGGGUCAUGGUCAAGAGGAAUUAUUGGGUGGUGAAUUAGGUACAUGGUCGAAAUCUGGACGAGUUGAAGCAUUCUUGGAAAAGAGACUUCAGUUAUUGGCUAGGGUUGAUUUGUUAGCGGCUGCUAUUGAUGCUGUGGGUGCUCAUGGAAGUACUUGCGAGACUGCAUCCUACUUUUAUACAUAUUAUGUCUUGGCUAAAUGGGAAUCGUAUUAUUCUCGCGCUUCCAAGAAAUCAGCAACCCUUAAAGAUAUUGUAGAUGCCUUCCCAUUCGCCAAAUACUUUGCAGAUGCUCCUGCACCGUUAUUCAAAGCUGAAAUGACGCCCAAGGAAGCUUUAGAUGUCGUAGACGGAUGCUGGCGUCAUAUAAGUAAAAUAUUCCAGGAGCUAGAAGAAGUACGAGCAUUUGAAUUGUUGAGAUCAUCUCGAGACCGAGGCAACUAUUUGCUCAUGAAGGAGGCUCGAAUUGUGGCCAUGACAUGUACACAUGCUGCUCUAAAGCGUCGAGAAAUGGUGGCUCUUGGCUUCAAAUAUGAAAACAUCUUGAUGGAAGAAAGUGCUCAAAUCCUAGAAGUAGAGACCUUUAUACCAUUGUUGCUUCAAUCACCCGAUACGAAUACCGGCGUAUCACGACUACGACGAGUAAUCUUGAUUGGAGAUCAUCAUCAAUUGCCACCUGUAAUUCAGCAUACAGCCUUUCAACGAUACGGAAAUAUGGAACAAUCCAUGUUUUCUAGAUUUGUGAGACUCGGAGUGCCGCUAGUUGAACUGGAUCAACAGGCACGUGCACGACCAUCUAUAGCUGAAUUGUUUAGAUGGAAUUAUACGCAUCUAGGAGAUUUGAAGUCUGUGUUGGAUGCGAAUGAUGAAUUCAAGUACGGAAAUCCGGGAUUACCGUUUGAAUACCAAUGUAUAAAUGUAGAUGAUUACUUUGGUAAAGGUGAGACUAUACCUACUCGGAACGUUAUUCAGAAUAUGGGUGAGGCCGAGUAUGCUGUUGCUAUGUUUAUGUAUAUGCGUCUUCUUGGAUAUCCAGCCAACAAGAUUGUAAUCCUGUCCACGUAUAAAGGCCAACGAGAUCUCAUCAAUGAUAUACUCGCCCAACGAUGUGAAAUCAACCCUCUGUAUGGUCGUCCAGCAUCGGUACAAACGGUCGACAAGUUCCAAGGACAACAAUCAGACUAUGUCAUUCUCUCCUUGGUUCGAACCACUACAGUAGGAUUCAUGCGGGAUGUACGACGAAUGAUUGUAGCCAUGUCUCGAGCACGAUUGGGCCUAUACGUCUUGUGUCGGGUGCAACUGUUGGAAACGUGUACUGAAUUGCAUCCUAUAUUUGCGCGACUCUUGACGCGUCCUACGGACCUGUGGGUGCGUCCUAGCGAAGUGUUUGGUGUGCCCGAACGGCUUGUUACGGAUCCUAGAAUUGUAUAUACUAGUAAGAAGGUCUGGGAGGCUGUUGGUGAAGGUGAUGAUAAGCAGGUCAAGAGCUUUGUUAUGGCUGGGCUUGCGCAUCUUGGAAGUUAUGUUGCGCAGAUGUAUGAACAACAAAGGGCCAGGAUUACGGAAUUGAAAGCUUCCGCUUCUCAAUCAUCUCCAGCAUCAGCUUCGACGUGA